AUGUGGAUGCUUCGGUUUGACUUCACACUCUACAAAUACCAGACUUCAAUUCCAUCAAUCUCAGUCAAACAUCCCAUGAAGUCUUCCCCGGUGAUCUCUCAUGUUAUCCCGACGGCCAAAAGCCUGGCCACAGUCGGGGCACCUAACAGAGCGACGUACACCAUGCUGUACUUUGAUAUGGCGUAUCAACGAUGGAAGGCUUCCAAACCUCUCGCGGCGUGUACAGCCAUCCCAGAGGCAUUUGAAAUCGCCGUCCGAUUCACUGAGAUAAAAGGAAGACUGUCAGCGAUGAACUGGAAAGAGUGA
Penicillium vulpinum is the source of this 306-nucleotide messenger RNA. RefSeq lists its product as uncharacterized. Lineage: Eukaryota; Fungi; Ascomycota; Eurotiomycetes; Eurotiales; Aspergillaceae. Bases 1 to 306 code for a protein of 101 amino acids. The transcript is spliced from 2 exons. The record is from RefSeq and is a predicted model, not a curated record.